AUGGGGCUGGACAACGGCAAGAGUGAACAUGGCAAUACGGAAGCGCGAACCAAUGCCGAAGACGAGGACGCCGACGCAAUCUUAGCAUCUCUCGAGGAAGAAGACGAUACUUCAUAUCGUGCUCAGCGCAUGCAAGAGUUCAAUAGUGCUGCCACCACUACUGUAGUCAACACGGCCAGCCAGGCUUAUGUUACUCUGUCGAGCGACGAUGAGGCGCUCAGUUUCACAACUGAGCAUGAGCGAGCAGUCGUCCACUUCUUCCACCCGGAUUUUGCAAGAUGCAGCACUAUGGACUCCCACUGUAAAACCAUUGCCCAAAGGCAUGCAGAGUACGCUGAAGGAGACGUGGCCUUUGCGAAAAUCAAUGUCAACCACGCACCCUUUGUGGUUGAGAAGCUGGGAGUGAGAGUACUACCAUGCGUCAUCGGCUUCGUCAAGGGUGUCGUCAAGGGAAGAAUCACCGGUUUCGAAGGUUUGUGCUGGGAUGGUAAAGAAGGCAGUGUGGAAGUCACCAGAGCUCUUGAGGAGGCAAUAGUCGACUGGACCGUUGUGGGAAAGAGACUUCUGUUGAGGCACGACGACGACGAAAGCGAUGAAGACGAUGGUGCGCCCGAUCGACGUAAAGCUGGUCGACGAGGCAUCCGUGAUCGCAAAGUACCGGUUGAAGACGAAGACGACGAUUGGGACUGA
Cladophialophora yegresii CBS 114405 is the source of this 690-nucleotide messenger RNA. RefSeq lists its product as uncharacterized. The transcript has a single exon. The record is from RefSeq and is a predicted model, not a curated record. Lineage: Eukaryota; Fungi; Ascomycota; Eurotiomycetes; Chaetothyriales; Herpotrichiellaceae. Gene Ontology annotation, cellular component: cytoplasm. The coding region runs from base 1 to 690 and encodes 229 amino acids.